This is a messenger RNA of Anas platyrhynchos (mallard), 494 nucleotides long. RefSeq names its product C-C motif chemokine 5. Gene Ontology annotation, biological process: inflammatory response; eosinophil chemotaxis; antimicrobial humoral immune response mediated by antimicrobial peptide. The record is from RefSeq and is a predicted model, not a curated record. Gene Ontology annotation, cellular component: extracellular region. Gene Ontology annotation, molecular function: CCR chemokine receptor binding; chemokine activity. NCBI's taxonomy places the organism in Eukaryota, Metazoa, Chordata, Aves, Anseriformes, Anatidae.
CCAUAGGAUAAAAGGCAGAAGCAGGGGCUGAGCAUUGUGCUGAGGAGAGCCCCGCAGCCACCUCCAGCCCCUCUUGCCAUCCGCUCAGCACCAUGAAGGUCUUCGCAGCUGUCCUGGCCGCUCUCCUCCUCCUGGCUCUCUGCUCCCCAGCUGUGGCCCAUCUUGACAACGCCCUCACCACCUGCUGCUUCAGCUACCAGCAGCGCCCCGUCCCGCGUAGCCUCAUCGCCUCUGCCUACAUCACCAGCACCAGCUGCAGCCAGCCUGGGGUGGUCCUGGUCACCACAAAGGGGAGGGAGAUAUGCGCGGACCCCCAGGCCGCCUGGGUGAAGGCACACCUGAAGCACUUUGAGAAGAAAAACUGACCCUUCCCUGCUGCUGCUGCCCCAAUCACUGCUAACAAAGUCAAAUUACAAAGAUGACGGAGAAGACAUCAAAAUGCUUGUCAAGAGUCAGGGGCUCUGAUGCCUAAAUAAAGUGCUUGGCCUGCAAAA